Messenger RNA from Cynara cardunculus var. scolymus (artichoke), 2277 nucleotides. RefSeq names its product nucleobase-ascorbate transporter 2. NCBI's taxonomy places the organism in Eukaryota, Viridiplantae, Streptophyta, Magnoliopsida, Asterales, Asteraceae. Gene Ontology annotation, cellular component: membrane. Gene Ontology annotation, molecular function: transmembrane transporter activity. The record is from RefSeq and is a predicted model, not a curated record. The coding region runs from base 481 to 2058 and encodes 525 amino acids. Gene Ontology annotation, biological process: transmembrane transport. The transcript is spliced from 13 exons.
UUUUUAUCUCAUUGGUUCUUACAACCUAAUUCCAUUCUCUUUUUCUUCCUUUUUCACACACACAGAAUCCAAUCAUCCAUUUUGUGAAGAAUCCCCCAUCUGGAACCAGAAAAAGCAUCUUGAAACCCCAUUUCUCUGUUUGAUUCAUUCAUUUCAUCAAAUCACAUUUGGAACAAGAAAUAGAAAUCUUGAAUCCAUUUUGUGUUUGUUGAUUCCCAUCAAAACCCCAUUUACUAACAACAAAGGAAUCUGGAAUCCAUCUGUGUUUGUUGAUUCCAUCAAAACCCCUCAUUUCAAACAAACCAAGAAAUCUUGAAUCUGUUGAUUCAGGAACAAGAAAGAAUCUCGAAUCCACUUCCAUUUGUGUUGAUUCCAUCGUUUUUUUCACUAUAAAAAUCACGAAUCAUUUCUGGGUCCAUUUUAGUUUUUCGAAUCUUUCAAGGGUUUUUCUCUUUAUCUUUCUAAGUGUGUUUGAAAGCUAUGGCUGAAGCUCCAAAAGCAGAGGAUAUCACUCAUCUUCCAACAGAUCAACUUCAGGGUUUAGAGUAUUGUAUUGACUCCAAUCCAUCUUGGGGGGAAGCCAUAGCUUUAGGGUUUCAACAUUACAUCUUGUCUUUGGGGACUGCUGUCAUGAUUCCUACUUUUCUUGUUCCUCUGAUGGGUGGUACUUCUGGUGAUAAGGUGAGGGUGGUGCAAACAUUGCUUUUUGUUCAAGGGAUUAAUACAUUUUUGCAAACACUUUUUGGAACCCGAUUGCCAGCUGUGGUUGGGGGAUCCUGGGCGUUCAUGGUUCCUAUAAUCUCGAUCAUCCAUGACCCUUCUCUCGCGUCCAUCGUUGACUCUCAUAUGAGAUUUCUUGCUACAAUGCGAGCGAUACAAGGUGCACUUAUAGUAGCAUCGAGCGUGCAGAUUAUCUUGGGGUAUAGUCAACUGUGGGCUAUUUGUUCAAGAUUCUUUAGCCCAGUUGGUAUGGUUCCGGUGAUUGCAUUGGCCGGUUUUGGUCUAUUUGACAGAGGAUUUCCGGUGGUUGGACGGUGCGUUGAAUUUGGCAUACCGAUGCUAAUUCUUUUUGUCACUUUCUCUCAGUACCUGAAACAGUUUCAGGCGAAGCAACUUCCACUAUUGGAGCGGUUUGCACUUCUUUUGACGAUAGCAGUGAUCUGGGCAUACGCACACCUAUUGACCGCCAGUGGUGCGUAUAAACAUCAUUCGGAACAGACCCAAAUGCACUGCAGAACCGAUAAAGCCGAUCUCAUAUCUUCUGCACCAUGGAUAAAGAUCCCUUAUCCACUUCAAUGGGGUGCACCAACAUUUGAAAUGGGGCAUGCUUUCGGGAUGAUGGCUGCUGUUCUAGUUUCGCUCGUUGAGUCAACAGGUGCAUAUAAGGCAGCAGCCCGUCUAGCCAGCGCUACGCCGCCGCCUGCUCAUGUUCUCAGCCGCGGCAUUGGGUGGCAGGGCAUCGGGAUUCUCUUGAGCGGCCUCUUUGGAACAGCAACCGGUUCAACGGUUUCUGUAGAAAACGUCGGUCUUCUGGGAAGCACUCGUGUCGGUAGCCGAAGAGUGAUUCAAAUCUCGGCUGGUUUCAUGAUCUUCUUCUCGAUUUUAGGGAAAUUUGGAGCUUUAUUCGCGUCGAUACCUUUCCCGAUCUUUGCUGCAGUAUACUGCGUGCUAUUUGGUCUUGUCGCUUCCGUGGGGUUGUCAUUCUUGCAGUUCACGAAUAUGAACUCGAUGAGAAACUUGUUCAUAGUGGGCGUGUCGUUCUUCCUCGGCUUGUCUAUUCCGGAGUACUUUAGGGAGUACACGGCCGGUGCCCUUCAUGGUCCAUCACAUACAAAAGCCGAAUGGUUCAAUGAUUUCCUCAACACCAUCUUCUUCUCAUCACCGACGGUGGCGUUGAUGGUGUCGGUGUUUCUUGACAACACGCUCGAGUUCAAAGAUAGUGCGAAGGACCGUGGGAUGCCGUGGUGGGCGAAGUUUAGAGCGUUCAAAGGUGAUAGUCGAAACGAGGAGUUUUACACCCUCCCGUUCAAUCUUAACCGGUUUUUUCCACCAUCUUAAGGUUUUCCAAGUCUUAACGGUCGUGGCGGUCGCGGUGGCAAGGGUAGUUUCGUCAUUUUCACAUGAUUGAGAUUGUGCUGAUCACAAUCCUUUUGGUAGGAGAGGGGGAGUGGGAGGGGUAGAAGUGUAUGAUGUGUUGUUUUUUCAUGAGAGCAUGAUAGCUUUGUUGUUGUUCUAAAUUUCAUGUAAAUUUUGUCUCAAAUUAUUCAAAUUAAUUUA